Molecule: messenger RNA, 1815 nt
Organism: Symbiodinium natans
Lineage: Eukaryota; Dinophyceae; Suessiales; Symbiodiniaceae
Source: the annotation of a GenBank genome assembly
AUGGUUGUCGCCUGGUCUCACUCAGUUCAGUGCACGAUCCUCUACCGGAUCUGCAGCCCGUUUCUCUUGGGACUGGUUUUGGAGCUGCUGCUGGCAGCAGGUCGGCCACACAUUCCCUCGCAAUGGAGUUGUCGUGGCCAGGUUGAGAUGCAAUCUCUGCGAAGGCUUCAAGCACAGGUCGGGCGGCUGAUGGAACACGAUCACCUCCCGGCGAUCAUCGUUGAAGGAGAUAAGGCUUCGAUCAACUUUGCCAGGUUUUUAUUUGAAGAUACGUGUCUUGGUGCACGCUGGACAAUGGAGCUAUUAGUCGCAGAGUUGGCCAUGAAGAACUCUGAGGUGGGUAACAAUGGCAGCAGCUGGGCCGCGGCACUCGCAGCAGAUGGUGACAUCCACGAUCCGUUUACCGUGUUUUUUCGUGUGGAGGCACCACGUAUGUUGCUGUUCCAUGAGCUGUUGUGGGGCACUGGCACUGCCUGGGCUUCUGUGAGCGCCGGUGGUUGGAGCACCUUUGCUUUGAUGGCGAGGCUGUCUCGGUCCUUUCAGACCUAUCUUACGAAGCAAGGCAAGGCAGCAAGCGAAGCUUUGGAGGCUUUGCUGCGGCUGCAACCUACCAAGGCGAGACAUCACAUGGCAGAGCGAGCCCCUGCGGUCCUCUCCACUGCCCAAGCCUUCCUGCAAGCCGCAAACUUGUCCGAACCCUGGGCACACCGUGCAGCAGCGACAGCUGCUGCAGAGAAGCUGGUACGAAGUUGGUCACGCGCGGCUUUAAACGUGGGCUUGCCACCGUGGCAGUUAGUUGCUGCACUGCUGCUAGAUGCCCAGGCACCCCAUUUCUGGCAUUUACUCGACGAAGUGCUAUUGCCGGACGCCGUGCGCAUUUGCAUCCCUCAAGUGCUUGGCAUGCAGUCUUCCAGUCGGUGCUCGGCAAAUCAUUGCACCAAGUUGUGGGGCUUGGACCAAGCUCAGCCUGUGCAUGCUCAGAGAAACCACAGCGCAGUCGGAGAUCUUGCUGUUUUUCGUGUUGAGUCGAAGCGUGAUCUCUUGAAUGACAACAUCCGAAGCGAGUGCAACAUCUCAUGCCCACAAGCGGUCGUCGGCCUUCUGGGCAAGGUAUCCGAAAUGUUUAGAGAUCAGGUUGUGCCCGGAACAGCUUUUACCUACGUGGACGUGGGAGCGGCACUUGGUGAGUGCAUGAUGUCAGCCGCCUUCCUGCUACCAGCAGGUCGACUCCAUGGCAUAGCAUUCGAAGCUCUUCCCAACUGGGCCAGUCGCAUGAGGGAGACUUUGCGCAUCAAUGGCAUCUUUGCUUCCGGGCUCCCCAACAAAACGCGCGUGCUGGUGAGGAGUGUGGCUUUGGGCAGAGGGAAGUCAAAGGUGCUUGGUACAGCAGGCGGCUGGGGCUUUCACAUGGAGCUUGGCGGACGACCCAUCACUCUGAGAGGCUCAAGCCUGGAUACUGAAAUGGCAAGGAUGGGCAUUGCUUGGGUGGACCUACUGCACGUCUUCGUGGCGAAUGCUGAGCCAGCAGUCGUUGAGGGCGCCAGGCAGCUGCUGAAGGAGAAUCGCGUGGGCUGCGCGCUUGUGCAGACAUACCUCAGGAAGGACUUGACAGCUCCUGUCGUGCGAAUGCUCAGAUCGAGCGGAUACAAAGUCAGCAACUACAGCUUUGCGAUUCCUGAGCAUUCCUUUCGACUGCUGGCGGCAAGCCCUGCCAAAGCCCUUGCACUUUCGGGAGGAGCAGUGUGUGACCAGCGCUUCUUCCAGUGGUGGCUGCGAAGGAGACACGACCUGAAGCAAGCAAGCUCCCGAGCCUAG